AUGAGGCGACUGACGGGACUAGGGAAUAAUAUUAUUUAUGGAAGGAGCUACUCUACAUCAUCCAAAUUCAGACCUCAUUAUGGCAUGUGGAUUAAUGGACAAAUUCACAACGAUCAAGACACAUCAAAUAGAAUCAAAGUUGAAUCACCACAUAACGAACAACUCCUCACCACAAUCCAACAAGGCCUCCCCAAACACGUCGAUCUCGCUGCCAAAGCCGCCCAAAACGCAUUCAAAUCAUGGUCAAAAAUCGAAUCACGGGAUAGAGCCAUCCUGCUACGCAAUCUAGCCUCGAAGCUCCAAUCCCGGAUCCCAGAACUAGCUGAACUCGAAGCCUUACAAACGGGACGACCAUUCAGAGAACUACGAACCCAGCUAUCUCGACUCCCUGAAUGGCUAGACUAUUUCGCGUCACUAGCAACAGUCCAUGAAGGACGCGUCGUGCCAAUGCGAGGCAACAACAUGCUGAACUACACGAGGAGGCUGCCGCUAGGUGUAGUAGGUCUCAUAACACCAUUCAAUCACCCAUUGCUGAUUGCGGUCAAGAAACUCUCGCCUGCACUCGCAGCGGGCAACACUAUAGUCAUCAAACCGUCUGAGCUGGCACCUGUAUCCGUAUUGCUGUUUGCGGAAAUGGCGAAAGAGGCUGGUAUUCCUAAUGGUGUAAUCAAUGUAGUUACAGGUGGUAAAGAGGUGGCCAUGGCUAUGGCAUCGCAUCCGGCGAUACGGAAGAUUGAUUUGACUGGUGGGACUAUUGCUGGACGGGCAAUUGGGGAAUUGGCUGGACGGAACUUGGCGAUGCUUACACUUGAGCUUGGAGGCAAAGCACCGAUGAUUGUGUUUGAUGAUGUGGCGAUAGACGAUGUAGUUAGAGGAGCAGUGUUUGCUUCGAUGAUUGCGUCGGGUCAGACUUGUAUUAUGGCUGCAAGGAUACUUGUCCACGAACGAAUCUAUGAAGAAUUUAAAACCCAACUAGUCGCAAAAGUCCAAUCUCUCAAAGUUGGCCCACCACUGGACCCCUCUACUGACAUUGGUCCCGUCAUAUCCCGCCAAUCGUUAUACAAAAUCCAAAGUAUCUUAUCCUCAAGUAUCGAAAACGGAGCGAUACUAGAAUGUGGUGGAAAUCAACUGUUCGACAAGGGCUAUUACAUACAACCAACCGUCUUGUCAUUACCACCACCGCUAACUGCUGACAUCCUAUCAAAUCCAUGCUGGAGGGAAGAAUUGUUUGGGCCGUGUAUCGUGCUUGUGCCAUUCAAGGACGAGGCACAUGCUAUAGAGCUGGCGAAUGAUACAGAGUAUGGUCUAGCCGCGUCGGUAUGGUCGAGAGAUGUCGGACGGGUACAUAGAGUGGCGGAGCAGCUUGAUUCUGGGAUUGUUUGGGUUAAUGACCAUCACAAGAACGACCCGUCGUCCCCAUUUGGAGGGUUUAAGAAUAGUGGGUAUGGACGAGAGAAUGGUGAAGAGGCAUUCAACUCGUAUACACAGAUCAAAUCUGUGGUUGUGAAUACCAACCCGUCAAAUACAUAUCCAGACUGGUUUGAUCCUUCUCGCAGCAGUGUCCGCUAUGGUUGA
Messenger RNA from Synchytrium microbalum, 1575 nucleotides. RefSeq lists its product as uncharacterized. Bases 1 to 1575 code for a protein of 524 amino acids. NCBI's taxonomy places the organism in Eukaryota, Fungi, Chytridiomycota, Chytridiomycetes, Synchytriales, Synchytriaceae. The transcript is spliced from 4 exons. Gene Ontology annotation, molecular function: aldehyde dehydrogenase (NAD+) activity. The record is from RefSeq and is a predicted model, not a curated record.